GAGCGCGCGGUGCGUAUCACGUGGUGCGCGUGUCGAAGGUCACAGCGCGCUCACAAUGGAGCUCUCGGAGUUUGUGCAGAAAGGCUUCCAGUUACUAGCGGAUCCCGGUUCCUUCGACUCUAACGCCUUCACGCUUCUCCUCCGGGCGGCUUUCCAGAGCCUGCUGGACGCCCAGGCGGACGAGGCCGUGUUAGAUCACCCAGACUUGAAACAUAUCGACCCUGUGGUGUUAAAACAUUGUCAUGCAGCAGCUGCAACUUACAUAUUGGAAGCAGGAAAGCAAAGAGCUGACAAGUCAACUCUAAGCACUUACCUAGAAGACUGUAAAUUUGAUAGAGAGCGAAUAGAACUGUUUUGCACGGAAUAUCAGAAUAAUAAGAAUUCUCUAGAAAUCCUACUGGGAAGUAUAGGAAGAUCUCUCCCUCAUAUAAUUGAUGUUUCUUGGCGUUUGGAAUAUCAGAUAAAGACCAGUCAACUUCAUAAGAUGUACAGACCUGCAUAUUUGGUCACCUUAAAUAUAGAGGUAUUUAUAUAUGUACAGAACACUGAUUCCCAAUCCCACCCAGAGAUUAGCUUUAGUUGCAACAUGGAACAAUUGCAGGACUUAGUGGGGAAACUUAAAGAUGCUUCAAAAAGCCUAGAAAGAGCAACUCAGUUGUAACUCGGGGAAGUUAGCGAUCUGCCCGGGUCUAGAAGACCAGGAACGCCUUGCCGUCGGCCGAACCAUCAUUUGUGCGAGCUUGGAUGUCCUCCUUUUCAAUAGAAAAUGUUUUACCUUUUGGAUUUAUGCCACUCAUCAAUUUUGACACUCAUUUUUUUUUUUACACUUGUGAGAGUUCAGAGGGAAACACUGCCUACAUAUUUGAAUCGUUAGUAUGAACUGUACAUUGAUCCCAUUUUGAUCUUUUUUCAAGUCUUACAAAAGAAAAUAGUAUUUACACUCCGAAUAAAUAAGUUUCCACCAAAA
This is a messenger RNA of Rhinolophus ferrumequinum (greater horseshoe bat), 967 nucleotides long. It is a transcript of the gene COMMD3, whose product is annotated as COMM domain containing 3. NCBI's taxonomy places the organism in Eukaryota, Metazoa, Chordata, Mammalia, Chiroptera, Rhinolophidae. Bases 56 to 661 code for a protein of 201 amino acids. The record is from RefSeq and is a predicted model, not a curated record. Gene Ontology annotation, biological process: sodium ion transport. The transcript has 8 exons.